UUGGGGAACCACUCUGAAGUUGUUAAACAAGAAGCUGGUGUGGAUACUGAAAUUCUGUUUUCUAUUCCUCCUACCGGACAAAAAUCUAUAAAGAUGAACUGGAGUACAACUUGGGACCUCUGAGGAGAGCAUGUGUCUGGAUCUGAAGUCAACUUGGGACAUUACUCAGCCUUCAGGAGACGGGUGGCAUUGCUUCUUACCUCAAAGAGAGAUUGCAAGUGCGGAAUGUAUGUUGACGGUCGUUCCCGGCGACUGAAGCGAGAAAUUUGCAGUUCAGAGGUCGGACUGUCUUCCCCCAGUGAGUAACCGCCACUUAGUACUCUCCUGGACUGCUGACGGUGAAGUGAGGCCGACAACAAAGCAGAUAUGGAUGUGUUCGGUGGGGCACCACGUUUCUUGGCCUAUCCAAGACCUGUGGUGGUACAAAGUGGAACUGACGCAGUCCUAAAGUGUCAAAUUGGUGGUGAUCCGAGGCCUGCAGUUAUCUGGGAGCGAAACAAUGAAAAGAUUGACCCACAGGGACGAUACCGGGUCUUUGAGGAUGGAAAUGUUUACAAUCUUAUCAUUUCAGCUGUGACCACAGAGGAUAGUGGCCAGUACAUAUGCAAAGCAAAGAACAGCAUUGGUGAAACAUAUGCAGCUGCCACACUGAAGGUGGAAGGUGAAGCACAAGAGAUGGAGUUACGAGAGGAAAAUAAGCCACGAUUCCUCAUCAAGCCCCUCUCCACUCGCGCCGGUCGUGGGGAUGAUGCUGUCUUCUCUUGUAAGCUCUGGGGAAACCCGCGACCAGAGGUUGUCUGGGAAAAGGAUGGCAGGAAACUCAAUGAAAUAUUUGAAAGCACACAUUUCAAUGUGGGCUUCCAGGACGGUGGAUGGUUCCAGCUCAAGAUCUUUAAGACUCGUGCUCCAGACGGUGGUGUAUAUACAUGCAAAGCCAGAAAUGAGUUUGGGGAAGCAUUGGCAGGAGCUGUGUUGCUGGUUGAUGCAGGCCCAGGACAUGAGGAAGAAGGGAAUCGUAACGGCUACACAAAUGGUCACUGGAAAGGCCAUCAAGGAAAACAGAGGAGUGGUAGGCAAAUGCCAAACCGGCUCAGAGACGACACCAUGACCAAGUCAACUAAAGUGAAAAUGUUUGCAGUGACAGAGGGUAAACAUGCCAAAUUCCGCUGCUUUGUGACUGGGAAACCCAAACCAGAAAUCAUUUGGAGGAAAGAUGGCAGGCUGAUACUGUCUGGAAGGCGUUAUUUGUUAUAUGAGGACAGAGAAGGAUACUUCACACUUAAAGUUCUGUACUGUAAGCAGAAGGAUAAUGGAGUUUAUGUUUGUGCUGCGUCAAAUACUGCCGGACAAACCCUCAGUGCUGUACACCUCUCCGUAAAGGAGCCGCCUGUGCGGUUCAAGCAGCCUCUCAUUGAUCUAGAAGUAUGGGAGCGAGAUUUGGCGAUUCUCGAGUGUGAAGUUCCAGAGGACUCUGUUCCCAUCACAUGGUAUCUGGAGGACAGACGACUGCAGCCAGGGGCCAAAUAUGGAAUGGAGGAGUGGGGAACAAAACGGCGACUAACUAUCCGUGACAUCGGAGUUGACGAUGAUGGGAUUUACCUCUGCGAGAUGCCUGAUGGGGGCAGAAGCAUUGCAGAGGUAGCUGUGAAAGGGACAAUUUUGCGGAAGCUUCCAAGAAAGGUGGAUGUAUUGGAAGGUGAAAAUGCAGCCUUUUGUGUUGAAGUGGAGAAAGAGGAAAUGGACAUACAUUGGUACAAAGAUGCCAUUGAGCUUCGUGAAACGCAUCAGACCAUCCUUAAGUCCUUUGGUCGAACUCAUAUCCUGGUUUUCGUCAAUACAAUGCCCCAAGACUCUGGCCUUGUAACUUUCCUUGUAGGCAGAUCCAAGACUUCCUCUCAGCUAAGAGUGAAAGCGGCCAGACAUUGUCCUCCCAGUUGUCCAGUUGCUGUGCAGAUCAACACAGAGCGUGCUAAUGCAGCUCUUCUCUCAUGGGUUCCUGCUCAGGACUCACGAAAGAACCCUCCAUCUGGAUAUGUGCUUGAACGACAGGAAGUGGGCACUGGCUCACAGGAGUGGCUACAGUGCCUGACUACCGACUCUGCCACCUCUGUAGAGAUUCUUGGUGACAGUGUACCAUGUGAGGCUGAUUAUCGAUUUCGCAUCUGCAGUGUGAACAAGUAUGGGAAGAGCAACAAUGUUGAGUUCCCUAGAGCUGUUCACUUGGUUCCAGUUGCCAGAAUACAAGCUCCCUUACAGGAUGCCUUGGUGCCUGAAGGGCAAGAUGCCCUCUUCUCUAUUGAGCUCUCUGCUUCAGUUAUUGGUACAUGGUUCUUAAAUGGUACUCAGCUUCAGGAAGAUGAAAGAUAUUCCAUGCGUCGGUCACGAACACACCAAUCUCUUCGCAUUCGAGGAGUACGGGAUACAGACAAUGGAGCUGAGAUCACAUUUAUUGCCUAUGGCAUUCGGGAUUCUGCAGCCCUGUACAUUCAAGCUCCUCUCGUGAAGUUUUCACCAAUGUCAGAAAUGGAUCGAAACAAAUUUGUAGAAGUUGGGAUCCCCAUUGUGCUCUACUGUGAGCUGUCGGACCCUGCAGUUCCGGUGCACUGGUACAAAAAUGGGGUGGAAUUACAAACAAUGGAGGGUCUGCAUAUCCAAUCAGAGGGCACCAUGAGGAGAAUUGUCAUCCAAUCAGCAGAGUUCUCACAUUCGGGAGUGUAUUGCUGUGAUGCCAUUGAUGACGUCAUCCGGUUCAAUGUGGAAGUCGAGGCACUACCUGUGAAGUUCUCAGAGCUUCAAGAGAGUGACAGGAGCAAGUCCGUCCAAGAAGGUUCUCCCAUUGUCCUCAGCUGUGAACUGUCUCAUGAUUCUUCUGCUCAUGUCGACUGGUACAAGGAUGGGAUGGAACUCCUCCCACAAAACAAUAUGGAAAUACAGUCAGAUGGUCUAACGAGGACACUGCUCAUCCACUCAGCUGAAAACAUACAUAGUGGCACCUAUGACUGUUCAACAUCAGAUGACACCAUCACGUUUAAAGUGGACGUAGAAGGCCGAUCGCCACAGAUCUUGCCAAUCCCACUGUCAGAAAAAUACAAGAUGAUUGCAGUUGGUUGUCCAAUUAUGCUCCAGUGUGAGGUCUCAGACCCUGUCGCCCAGGUUUCCUGGUUUAAGGAUGAGGUGGAGCUUUUUUGCAGAACUGGCCUUGAUAUGAAAAGAGAUGGCAGCCUGAGAAAAUUAAUCAUUCAUUCUGCUAAAGUCUCCGAUUCUGGCCUCUACAGUUGUAGCCUUGCUGAUGAUGUCGUGACAUACCAUGUGGACAUUGAAGCCACUCCUGUGAGGUUUUCAGCACUUCCAGAUGUCGCAAGAAACAAAUUUGUCGAAGCAGGCUGCCCAAUUAAGCUGCAGUGUGAAGUCUCAGAGCCAACUGCCCAAGUCUAUUGGCACAAGGAUGGAGAGCAACUACUUCCAAAGAGUGAAUAUGAAAUUGAAACAAAAGAACAACUGAGAGCAUUGGUUAUUGCAUCUGCAGAAGUCAGACACUCUGGGGUGUACAGCUGUGAGGCCGCAGAUGACCAUAUAGAAUUCAAGGUGGAUGUUGCAGCGCCACCGGUAACGUUUGCUGAUAUCCCAGAGGAAGACCUUUUCAAGAGUGUUGUGGAACAAGAACAGCUUGUUCUGUCAUGUGAAGUAUCAAGGACUGAUGGUGUUGUCCAGUGGUAUAAAGAUGGAAUUGAAAUGCAACCAAGCAACAAUAUCACAAUGCAAGCAGAGGGCACCAGAAGGAAUUUGACAGUACAUUCAACCCAACUGUCUGACACAGGCACAUACACAUGCCGUGCUGGAGACAACAUUCUAAUGUACAAGGUUACCAUACGAGAACCUCCGGUGUUGAUAAUCUACCCCAAGGAGGAUGUCCACCUGGACCGUCAUGUCCCUGAGGAAAUUAUUCUGAGCUGUGAAUUGUCUCGUCCAAAUGGUGUUGUCAGCUGGUACAAAGACGGCCAAAAGCUGCAGGAGAGUGAGAACAUCAAGCUCAAGGUUGAGGGCCCUUAUCGACGGCUGAAGAUUGUUUCUAGUGGAGUCGAAGAUUCUGGAGAAUACGUCUGUGAUACAGCUGAUGCUUCAAUUUUCUUUCACCUUAGUAUUACAGAACCUCCAGUGCGGAUUGUGUCCCCAAGUCAGUCCCAGAUGGAACUCUGCCAGCAAACCUCUGAGAGGAUGGUAUUGAGCUGUGAGAUCUCACGGCCCAAUGCAGUGGUACGCUGGUAUAGAGACGGACUUGAAGUGGAGGAGAAUGACAACCUUAUCUUAGAGGUGGAUGGUGUCUACAGAAGACUCAUUAUACCUGAAACUACCGUCAGAGAUUCCGCCGAAUACGUCUGUGAUACUGCAGAUGACUCUGUCACAUUCUUUGUCAACAUAGCAGAGCCUCCUGUUCGCUUUGUACGUCCAAGGAAGAUGGCAUGUAGAGUUGACAAAAUGGCUGGGGAGACUCUGGUUCUUGACUGUGAGGUUUCUAGAUCAAAUGCCGAAGUCACCUGGAAGAAGAAUGGGGAAGAGGUAGAAGACUCCAGAAAUAUCACCAUCCUUGAGGAUGGUGUCAUGCGCCAAUUAACUGUUCACUCACUAACAGUGGAGGAUGCUGGGCAAUACGUCUGUGAUGCAAAGGAUGAUGUGAUGGAUUUUUACGUAAACGUGCAAGAGUUGCCUGUAAAAAUUAUUGGAAAAACUGAUGCAAAAACUGAAAAGCAGUUCUUGGUAUCAGAUGACAUUAUUCUAGUGUGUGAACUGUCAAGAUCCAGUGCCUCAGUCAGUUGGUACAAAGACAAUCAGCUAAUUGAUGACACUGAGCGAUACUGCAGUGAGGAACAAGGUGUUUUCCGAUCACUGGUUGUCCUAAAUGCUGGGCUUGAAGAUUCGGGAGAGUACACCUGUGAUGCGGUGGAUGAUAGGAUGGUCUUCUACAUCACUGUCAAAGAGCCUCCAGUACAGAUCAUUGGAAACUCAGGCCACCCAGAGCAUCAUAUCCUGGUAGCAGGGGAUGAUCUUAUUUUGGAGUGUGAGGUGUCUCGGCCAAAUGCCACCGUUCAGUGGUUAUGGAAUGGCAAGACGCUGAAACCAGACACUCGUAUAAAAAUUGACAGCUAUGACGUUGUGAGGAAGCUUGUUCUCUCUGGACUUCAGCCAUCAGACUCUGGAAAAUACGUUUGUGAUGCCUUUGAUGAUAAAUUGACAACAAUUGUUGAGGUCCAAGAGCUACCAGCAGUGUUUGAGAAUAAAAAAGCAAAUAAUAAUGUCUCAGCCUACGAAAAUGAGAGUGUUACGCUGUGUGCCGUUGUGAGCCGGGAAAGAUCUAAUGUUCGGUGGCUGAAAGAUGGCCAACUAUUGAACGGGGACAACAUUCACAUCUCCAGUGAGGGUAAUACCCACAAGCUCACCAUUAAUCCCCUGCAGCUGUCAGAUUCUGGAGAAUAUGUCUGUGACGUAAAGACAGAUGAGAUGUAUUUCAGUCUUUUAGUCAAAGAAAUGAAGUUGAAAUUUGUCAGACCGCUGGAGAACGUAGUGUCUCUGAAGGGCAGCAGCCUUAUAUUACGAUGUGAGAUCAACAAGCCCAAAGGAGAUGUCCAGUGGCUCAAAGACGGCCAAGAAAUCUCUCCAAGCCGUCGGCACACAAUACGGGCACAAGGUCGAGAGCGAAGCUUUACCAUCCACCAACUGGUGGAAGAAGAUGCUGGAGAAUAUACUUGUGAAUCCACAGAUGACAGGACGUCAGCAACUGUCACUGUAGAAACUCCUCGUGUUGUUGAGUUCAUAGCAGAGCUUCGUAACAUCACGGUCCGCGAAGGAGAAGAUGCAGUAUUUAAGUGUGUGGUUUCGCCAGAGGACACUCGGUUGGUGUGGUGCUUAAAUGGCAAGCAAGUAGCCCUGAAUGAGCGCACUGUCACUUCAAGUAAUGGACUAUGCCACAUGCUCUGCAUCCACAACUGCAUGGUUUCAGAUAGCGGCAGAGUGACAGCUGAUGCAGAAGGGUUGGUAUCAGAGGCAGAGCUCCAGAUUCAAGAGCAACAGGUGAUGUUCACCAAGAAAAUGACACCAGUUAAUGCAGAAGAGUACAGUGAGGCUUCUCUAGAGGUGGAGGUGAGUCUGGAUUCAGGAGAGGUUCAGUGGAUGAGGCAAGGUGUCCUGAUCCACCCUGGAGCCAAGUACACCCUGAAACACAAAGGCCAAAAACACGGUCUCACCAUCCACAAACUUGCCAUGUCUGACCGGGGCACCUACAGCUGUGAAACCCUUCAUGACCGCACGCAAGCACAGCUCACAGUGGAACCUCGAAAGAUCACAAUCAAGAGAGGGCUGACUGACGUUAAAACCACAGAGAGAGAAACGGCAUCUUUUGAGGUGGAGCUCUCCCAUCCCAAUGUCGCAGGCACCUGGACGAGAAACGCAAUCCAGCUUAAGCCGACAAAUCACUUCCGUAUGAGUGCCAAAGGAAAAGUCCACAGCCUCACUAUCUCUAACCUAUCAGUUGAAGACACUGGCACCUUUAUGUUCUGUGUUGAGAAUCUGAAGACGUCUGCAAGGCUUGUUGUGAAGGAGCCCCCAGUGAGCGUCCUCAGAAAGCUGGAAGACCAGAAAUUCCCUGACGGGGCAGUAAUCUCUCUUGAGUGUGAGCUGUCAAGACACAAUGUCGAUGUGAAAUGGAUAAAGAAUGGGUUUGAGGUGAAGCCAAGCAAGGACUUGCGCAUUUAUGCAAUGGGAAGGAAACGGUUUCUCCAGAUCAUGAAAUGUCAUGUCAGUGAUUCUGGCAUGUACACCUGUGAUGCUGGAGAUGCUACUACAUCCUGCACUGUGGAGGUCUACGAGCGUGAGCUGCAGAUCCUGCAGGGCCUGGAGGACCUGGACAUCCAGGAGGAUCAGAAUGCAGUGUUUGUGUGUGAGGUCUCAGUGCCGGAUGUGCCAGGAGAAUGGUACAAAAAUGGGGAGAGGAUACAACCCACCAGCACCAUCAAGAUCCGGCAGGAAGGGACCAAACAUUUUCUUCUUAUGUGCAAUGUGCGAGCAGAGGACUCUGGAGAGAUCAAGUUUAUCACCAGACAUGUUGAAUGUAUCGCUUACCUGGAGGUGGAAGAGCUUCCUGUCAACAUUGUGAAACCUCUGCAGGAUACGACCGCCCUUGAGAAGAGCCGUGUGCUCCUGGACUGCACUGUGUCUAAUCCCAGAUGUAGUAUCCGCUGGUACAAAGGCGCCAAUGUCAUCCUGCCCUCUGAGCGCUUUGAGAUCUGCAGUGAAGGCUGUUAUCGCAAACUGAUCAUCCAGCAGGUGGUGCUAGAUGAUGAGGGCAUGUACAGUGUGCAGGUUGGAGAGUAUACAUGCUCUGCAAAACUGACUGUAGUGGCCCAGUCACAGUUAAUGGUCAGAGAGCUGAAGGAUGUGGAGGUCAUGGCCCCUGAUGAGGCUUGCUUUGAGUGUGAGGUUGCAGUCCCUGUCCCCAAAGCUCCUGUGUGGAGUCUGAAUGGAGAGCCCUUGCAGCCGAGCUCUCAGGUACUCAUGGAGAAGAUGGGCACGGUCCACAGGCUGACCCUCAGACAAACCUCCCCGGACAUGAAUGGAGUGGUGGAGUUCACCUUUGGGAAAGCAAAGAGCAGUGCCCAGCUCCGGGUUCUAAGUGAUCCGUGAGUGACAUCUUCUGUCUGUCAUCACCCACUGACAUGGACUGAUUACUGUAUUGAUGCUUUUUAAUUGUAACACUGACAUCGCUUAUAUAUUUUACAAAACAGUAUGUCUAUAAAAUUGGUUUAAACAGGGUCGUGAUGGAUUUUCAUGCAGUUCAGUUCAAAUUUGGGGAGUGGAUUUUCUUUCAGUAACUCGUCUUUGAGAAUUUUUGAAAAUUUCUGUUCAUAUAUCAAUAUCAUAGUCAGUGUGUGAAUACAUUUGAAAGAGUUCCUUUACCAUAAUACAAAUUGCAGUUUGGAUGUAAAUAAUGUGUGUAAGUGGUCUGACUGUAACCAUGUCACAGACGCUAAAGCUGAAUGUGUAUUUGUGCCCAUAAAUAUCUGAUUUGUAAAGAUUAAAUGAGUGGGAAGAGCUACAUGGUUAGAAUGAUACAAGAAUGGAAAGUUAAGUGUUCUUCAUUGUUUGAAUUAAAUCCACCCACAUGUGUAAAGACAUUUUGCUUAAUAGGGUCAUUUCUGAGGCCAAAUUCUGAUGUAGAGCAAAUUGAAUCUCUAAAAUGUAUAAUCAUCUUUGUCAUAUUCAUCUGAAUCUUGUGAGGGCUGCAUACACACACUAAAUGUGCAUGUGCUUGUGACAUUUUAAGAUGUUUCCCAUACAGUAUCUUUAACCAUGGUUGACUUACAGAGUACAUGUGCCUACAGUGUGCCAUUUAUUAAGCAAUAUAAUCUCAUUUGCACUCAGUGUAAUGUUCCCAUAUAUCAGAGCAUGGGUUUGUGUGGCUGUUGUGACAAUGACUCAGAUUUUUGGUCUUAGUUUUCAGUAAUGGCACUUACGAAACACAAUGAUAGUUUCCAGCCGUGUAUCCAUAUCAAAUUUAGAUUUUAGAACAGAUCAUCCAAGCACCAGUUAACAUCUCUUUUCAUCAUGUGUCAGUUGUAUAGAAAUUGUUUUUUAUGUUUCGAUGAAAUUUGAAUGAAGAGAGUUCUGUCUUGCAGCAAAGGGCUUGUAAUGUAAAUACAUUGGGCCAAAAAUCAGGUAAUUACGGAAAGAAAUAGGUUGAGAAAUUACUUGAUCACCUUGAUUGAUAAUCAGGGCAUGCUAGUUUUAUUGU
Messenger RNA from Epinephelus moara (kelp grouper), 8782 nucleotides. It is a transcript of the gene obsl1b, whose product is annotated as obscurin like cytoskeletal adaptor 1b. The record is from RefSeq and is a predicted model, not a curated record. Bases 367 to 7674 code for a protein of 2435 amino acids. The transcript has 28 exons. Gene Ontology annotation, molecular function: protein binding. NCBI's taxonomy places the organism in Eukaryota, Metazoa, Chordata, Actinopteri, Perciformes, Serranidae.